Arachis duranensis is the source of this 673-nucleotide messenger RNA. RefSeq lists its product as uncharacterized. NCBI's taxonomy places the organism in Eukaryota, Viridiplantae, Streptophyta, Magnoliopsida, Fabales, Fabaceae. The record is from RefSeq and is a predicted model, not a curated record. The coding region runs from base 102 to 545 and encodes 147 amino acids. The transcript has 5 exons.
AUUACCUUAACUAUUAAAAGCAAUACAGAACAGUGUGGAUCCGAAACAGAAGAAACUAGCUAGGGGUUGUUGACAGAGUAACCACAGAACAGAAACCUGCCAUGGGAAACGGUUCAAGUGUUUCUCGGGAACACGAGGAAUGGAGACGACUCACUGAUGCUGCUGCUAAAAGAGAAAAAGAGCUACAAGAAACAAUAAAUAAGCUUCAGGAGUCUGAGAGAGAAAGGCGUUUGCUCAUCGAGAUGUUGACGUCGAAUCUUGAGGAUACCAAGAAGAAGCUAAUUGUCUCUGAUAGUAUGGUUCGCCAAUUGGAAAACCGAUUACAUGAAGAGAGGCUUACCACUGCACACGGAGUAAAGAAAAUUGGAGAACUUGAUCAAGAAAAAAGAAGAUUAAUGAAAGACCUUGAGAGUGAAAAGGCAGCUCGAGAAGAAGCACUCUCGAAGGUUUCUGUUCUCGAGCUUCAGAUAAAUGCUGCAAUGCAAGAUCUUGAUUCAGAGAGGCGGAGGUUAAGAGGUGCCAGGGAAAGGCUAAAGCUUCAGUAAGGCAUUAUUUCUUGUUAUAUAUUAUAAUAAUGGGAUGUGUAUGAUUUGAAAAUCAUGUUGAAUGAGUAAAGACGAUCAUCUUAUUUUCCAAUGUAGACUCAAGUUGCAAUACUUCUUCCAGCUUCUUU